This is a messenger RNA of Suillus paluster, 1093 nucleotides long. RefSeq lists its product as uncharacterized. The transcript is spliced from 7 exons. Bases 241 to 1008 code for a protein of 255 amino acids. Lineage: Eukaryota; Fungi; Basidiomycota; Agaricomycetes; Boletales; Suillaceae. The record is from RefSeq and is a predicted model, not a curated record.
UCACACAAGUCUAAUUGGUCGAUCGAGCGUCAAUUGAGCAACUGAAAACUCUAUAGCGGAACCACUAAGCACUAAACUACUGAGUACGUUGCUCAGCUCUGCACGAACAUGCAUGUCGUAUCUAAGUGCUCCAGCUUGACUCCAGCAUUCGAAUAUUCAUGACGAUGAGUCAAAGUUGUAUAUAUACAUAAUAAUAUAAUAACUUUUAUUGAGCAAGUGACUUAGUCAUUGAUCAACUUCAUGAACUUCACGAACAUCAAUGAUCCUGCAGGCAUCAAGGCUCUACUCGAGCAACUGAGGUCGUCGCAGGCCUGGCAAGAGAGUAUUGGCGUGGACACCGGCGGCAUAGCAAAGACUGAUGCGUCUAAUUCGUCCUCCUCGGUAGCCGAUUUACUGUCCCAACUUAACUCAUCUGAAUGGCUAAUUCCAUCGAGGCCAUCACAACCUUCACCAUCGCAUUUUACUACGCAACAGACAUCCCUGCAACUUUCACAAACACCAGCGAGCCAAUCCACCCCUCAGCCUUCAGAGAAUUCGGUCCAUGAGGCAGUUGCAGGAACCAGGGCCUCCACGCGCGGGCAAGACCUUCGCAUGAUGUCGUUCCAGCAAGCCUUGCCGCAUCUGACACAACUGGCAGAAAGUGCAAACUUUGUUGCUGCCGUAGCGCGCGUACGAGAAGAACAGAAGGAUUUGGAAAGACAAUUGUGGGAAGAACGGCUCGCUAUACAUAAGAAACACGAGAAUAAAGUCAAGGUUGCACAGACAAAAGCCGGGUUGAUUGGCGCAGGAAUAUCGCGACACGAGGCGGAUAUGCUGAACGAUGCAUUUCGGAAAGAGCUGCAAAAGUUUGACGCGGAACGCGUGCUUUUCGCAUGGGACAGUCUCUUGCAGAAGCAGCAAUCUACGCUGGAAGCCCUCGGAGUACCAGCUAUGUUCCCUACUGAUUUGCGGGCUGAUAGAGAGAAACAACAGAAAGUAAUCCAAGUCUUGGAAGGUAUAGUGGGGUGAUGAAGAAUUGUGAAUAUUUCUGUUCAAUGUGUCUUGUCUUGCCAUUUACGGAUCCUUUUAAGUUUUGAGUCUUCGAGAGUCGGGA